Limulus polyphemus (Atlantic horseshoe crab) is the source of this 553-nucleotide messenger RNA. RefSeq names its product mRNA-decapping enzyme 1A-like. Gene Ontology annotation, biological process: positive regulation of catalytic activity; deadenylation-independent decapping of nuclear-transcribed mRNA; deadenylation-dependent decapping of nuclear-transcribed mRNA. Bases 221 to 553 code for a protein of 110 amino acids. Gene Ontology annotation, molecular function: mRNA binding; enzyme activator activity. The transcript is spliced from 4 exons. The record is from RefSeq and is a predicted model, not a curated record. NCBI's taxonomy places the organism in Eukaryota, Metazoa, Arthropoda, Merostomata, Xiphosura, Limulidae. Gene Ontology annotation, cellular component: P-body.
UGUUAUUAAACACGCCAGAUGAGAGUAUUUAUACUUAUAAGUUAUAGCCUAGGUUAUAUUGUACAUCAGUGUUACUGUUAGUUAGUAUUAACACUAAAAUUUCAUUUCUGUUUUGAAAUUUGGACUUGACACCAGGGUAAAUGUCACAGUUGUUGAUUAUUUAAUGUUUCGGCAUUAGUCUUAUUAGGCCAGUUUUUGAAGAGAUUUUAAAGUAGCGAUUAUGAUGGAACAAGGCAUAAAUUUAGAAAGGCUACAGAAAAUAGAUAAUCGUAUUAUUGAAAUUCUUGACAGUGCAACACAAGUAUCUCUUUAUAAGUUUAAUCCAAAGUCAAAGGAAUGGGAAAGAAUGGGUAUAGAAGGAACGUUAUUUGUGUAUAAAAGGUCUGAGUUUCCAUAUUAUUGGUUUAUAAUAGUCAAUAUGCUGAGUACAGCGAAUUUAAUUAAACCAUUAACCUACGAGUUGGAGUUUCAGCUACAAAGCCCAUUUCUUCUUUAUUGUGAAAAAAAAGAUUUCAUCUAUGGCAUUUCAUUUUAUGAAAAGUGUCUUUUGUAG